AUGGCUAUAAUCUCCCGAUACUAUUAUUUCCUUAAAGGUAGACUAUUACGGGGGCGACGUAAACGGGCAGCACUAAAGCUAGCCAAGAAGAGUUAUAGCUCUCCAGAGCCUUCGCAGCAGGACAUUCUUCUUGUGAAAGCCGAAAACUAUAUCAAAAAGGCUAAGAAGCCUAGGCGAUGUUUUUAA
This is a messenger RNA of Penicillium longicatenatum, 186 nucleotides long. RefSeq lists its product as uncharacterized. The transcript has 2 exons. Bases 1 to 186 code for a protein of 61 amino acids. Lineage: Eukaryota; Fungi; Ascomycota; Eurotiomycetes; Eurotiales; Aspergillaceae. The record is from RefSeq and is a predicted model, not a curated record.